AUUGAGCCACACAACUCGAGAGGCGCAGUUGGAGUUGCUAGAAUGUUGUUUUGAGUUGCCGUUGAAAAUCAUGGAUUCUGAAACUCAGGGAAGCAAGUUAUCGCCUGACGUCAAGCCUUUUAUACCUAAAGGGACUGCCAAGGGGAUAUCUUUUCACUCUCAGGAUCAAAACAAUAAGGAAGAAAACCGAAGAGAUGAAUCUUUCCGGAAUUUCUCUUCCACUUUUGAGAAGCAUUCUUCUGAAAUUCUGACAAGAGCACUAAGUAACAGACUUUCAGAGCCUUCACUUCAAAAUGAAGGUGCUAACCCAAGAAAAUAUGAAAAUGUGAGCACUGAGGUUAAGGUUGCAAAGGAAAAGAAGCCAAUGUCUUUGCCAGCUCAGACAUCUCAAUUAAAAUACGAGUCUCGCAUUCAGUGGAAAAAAUCAAAUAUGAGGCCAGCCAGUGCAAAUCUGGGUAGCAGAAGGUGGAAGAAUACCAUGGAGAAUGUGCCAAGACAAAAGGAUCAACCUAAACAUGCAGACACAUUUGAAGUUUCCCUUAAAGAUUUUCCUGAACUGAACACCACACAUUCUCAAAGCCCUUUUAAAUCUCUUCGUCAGAAUCCUAAACAAGCAUGGGUUACAGCUUCACUGGUUACUUCUACCGAUGAAUACUGUGUAACAGAACCAUCAUCUUUAGUGUCUUCUACGGGGAAUUUUGUAAGUGAAAAGAAGCCUAAAUCAUUUGCACCUACUUGUGAACCAGAAUGUGGAGUAUUAAUUAAUAAGUCAACUCCUGAAGUUCAGGUUUCUCAGAAAAUAUUUCCAGAUUCUGUUUCGGUGUUGUCUUGGGCCAGCAUUGCUUCUUUGCCUCCAAAGGUGAUAGUUAAAAAAGAAUCUACUGCUGCAAUUUCUGAAAAAACUCAGAAACAAAACGUUAGAACUGAAGGAGAUAUUGGAAAUAUUGCUAAGAAAAAAAACAGGAAGAAGAAGAAAAAAACAAGGGAAUCAGACAUUUCUGAAGCAUUUGAAGAAAAAAGAGUUUUAGUGUUGGACCCACCAAAAUUUGAGGAUGAGGAGGAGUUCCCUGAUCUAUCUACUGCAGCAGGCAAUGAGAGCAAAGCAUCCAAGCAUCAUUUUUCCUACAGUAAUAUGGCAAAGGGGCAGAAAGAGAAAGCAGAGAAAACUAGUGGCAAGAAGAGCAAGGUGCCUGUGCAGCUUGACCUAGGCAAUGUGCUGGCAGUCUUGGAGCAAAAGCAGCAAGCACAGAAAUCAAAGUUAGAUGCCAAACCUGUUGUACUUUCAGUUGGAGGUGCUCUUCCAGUUAUGCCUAAAGGACCUUCCAUACCGAAGAAACAUCCACGCCAGGUCGAGCAGUUACCUCAUAAUCCCUUAGAUUCUACCAGUCCAUUGGUCAAGAAAGGUAAACAGAGGGAGGUUCCGAAGCCAAAGAAGUCAACACCUAUGAAAAGGGUCAUUUUAAAGGAGAGAGAAGAAAGGAAGCAGCGUCGCUUGUUUGAAGAACAAGGAAUAAUUCUUCCUACUGAAGAUGAAAAUGGUGUUUCUAAGGAUGUCUGUUUUGAUUUACCUCACGAAGAAGAAACAACUGAAACAUGUCUUACAGAACAGUGCGAGACCAAAGAAUCUUCUGCACCAGACAGCCUCACUGCUUCUAGUCAUCCUAAAAUUCAUAGCAGAAGAUUCAGAGAGUACUGUAGCCAAGUCCUCAGUAAAGAUGUUGAUGAAUGUGUAAUAAAUCUCUUGAAAGAGCUAGUUCGAUUUCAAGAUCGUCUCUAUCAAAAAGACCCAAUGAAAGCCAAGAUCAAAAGAAGACUUGUUAUGGGUCUUCGUGAAGUACUCAAACAUCUGAAACUAAAAAAAGUGAAGUGUGUAAUUAUCUCUCCAAACUGUGAAAAAAUACAGUCCAAAGGUGGGCUAGAUGAAGCACUGCAGACUAUUAUCAGCACUUGCAUUGAGCAGAGUGUCCCAUUUGUAUUUGCUCUGAACCGUAAAGCUCUUGGCCACUGUGUAAAUAAAGCCGUUCCUGUGAGUGUAGUGGGCAUUUUCAGUUAUGAUGGAGCUCAGGACUAUUUUCAUAAAAUGAUUGAUCUGUCAACUAAAGCCCGACAAGAUUAUGAAGAAAUGAUUUCCAGUUUACAGAAAUGUGAAGAUGAAGGACUUGAAGCUGAAGAAAAUGACCAAAAUCAGUCUGUUCUGGAGGAGAGAAGUCCAGCUCCUCUUUCAGAUUUGGAUGAACCAGAAUACAUUAAACUAUGGAGGAGAAUGCUUGAAAAUGAAAAGAACUACGAGACCUUUAAUUUUGAAGAAUACCUUGCUGCAAGGACGCUAAAUUUGAAUUUAACACAGUCAGAGGACAUUGUUGAUAGCUGACAUUUGACUACAUCCUUAAAAGUUAUGUGGUUUAUUUUUGUAACUUUACUUUUAGUUAACUGUUUGUCUUGUAUUUCAGUAUGUAAAAGAAAAACAACUCGACAGUGCAGGCUGAGGCUGAUGAGAUCUCUAGCAGCAUUACAACAUGUUUUUUUUUUUGCAUCUCAUGUUAAAGGACUUCAGUUAGGUUUUGUAAAUAUUAGGUUCCAUUUUGGGGAAUUAUGCCCUAGGUACAAGGCAUUCAGAAGCGCUAAGACUGUUCUGACUAUAAUUUUCAUUGUAAAGAUUUAAAUCAUUAUGUUUUGAAUGAAAAAUGAAAACUACUGAGUAAACAGUAAACAUUCUGUUUGUGUGUUUGCUUUGAAAGUCUCUUAUGUUUUAUUUUAGUUCAAUAUCUUGCUGUGUGUUUUUACUGUUUUUUUUAUUAUGGAAGGGUCCUAGGACGACUCUUAUUCUCACUUUGACUCGUUGGCACGUAGACCUGAAUGGAGAAUCCCAAAUCCCCACUUUAGUCUUUCUAAGUUUAUACUCUCCUGCAUGUCCACUUAUGGAUGCCAUUAGAUUUGACUGCACCCUUUCUGUAACUGCAGGCAACAGGACAGAGCACCAGGCAAGCAGUAUCUUUACAGAUAGGACUUCCGGGCACAACCCAGACUCUGAUGUCACUUCCUGCUAUGGUUCCAAAGACCCGCCUCUUUCUUCCUUCCAGCUAUAAAAUCCUCCAACUUUCCAGGCUCAACAGACCCAUUUUGGGCUCAGUCUUUAGAGUGUUUGUUAAGACAAAAAAAAACCACAACUGAAAAUGCAGACCUCUCCUGGUCGAGGACCUGAAAAAGUUCCCUGACGUCUGAACCAACUUUUGUACGUCCCGAAAACGAUGACUUCUUCCAUGUAAGCGCCUCGAGAGAAAACUUCAUCCACAGUAGACAUUUUAUAUUUACAGACAGCUGAAUCUGUGCUGUAAUCCCUGGAAAAAAAAAAAAAA
Messenger RNA from Polypterus senegalus (gray bichir), 3356 nucleotides. RefSeq names its product selenocysteine insertion sequence-binding protein 2-like. Gene Ontology annotation, biological process: selenocysteine incorporation. Gene Ontology annotation, molecular function: selenocysteine insertion sequence binding; ribonucleoprotein complex binding; mRNA 3'-UTR binding. The transcript has 19 exons. Gene Ontology annotation, cellular component: ribonucleoprotein complex. Bases 71 to 2371 code for a protein of 766 amino acids. The record is from RefSeq and is a predicted model, not a curated record. Lineage: Eukaryota; Metazoa; Chordata; Cladistia; Polypteriformes; Polypteridae.